This is a messenger RNA of Cydia pomonella (codling moth), 2187 nucleotides long. Its product is annotated as bromodomain-containing protein 4-like. Lineage: Eukaryota; Metazoa; Arthropoda; Insecta; Lepidoptera; Tortricidae. The transcript has 3 exons. Bases 244 to 1386 code for a protein of 380 amino acids. The record is from RefSeq and is a predicted model, not a curated record.
AAAGUAUUAAUAGACGAUCGAAUAUGGUGCGCUCCGUACCGCGAACUUGGUCUGCUCGGAACAAUAUUCGAUGGUGUGUACAGCGGUCCGCCGGACAAUAUUAUUAUUAUUGACGGUGCGGUGGUUCGAUGAUUCUCCCAAAGGAUAUGGUGCGGUCCGCACCAAAUUCGCUCGUGUAGACGGGCCACCGCACCGUUCCGAGCGUUAGUCGCGGAUCUACAACCGAGCGAGACACACGUCACAAUGUCGUCUGAAUCCGUAAAUAUAGCUGAAAAACAAUUAAUAGUGGAAGUGUUAGAACUUUACAAAGGUUUUCCGUGUUUGUGGGAUUCAAGUCACGAACUUUACUGCAACAAAGAUGCCCGCAGUCAAGCGUUACAAAUAAUUUUAGAUAAAUGGAAAACGGGUUACCCGCAGGCUACUACAGAGGAAGUUAAAAAAAAACUGGAACACCUUAGAGCUGCGUAUAGACGUGAACGAAAGAAGGUGGAAUCCAGCAAAUCAACUGGAGCUGGGUUGGGAGACGUGUACACGCCGUCCCUGUGGUACUAUCCAUAUUUGACAUUUCUUCAUGAGAAGACUAUGCCGGUAUCCCAGGGAAUCGAUAAUAUACAAGGAACUCCAGAUUCAGAUAGCGAGGAACCUGUAACAAAAAAGGUAAAGAGUUCAACCAAGCGGCAAAAUGAACUGUACAAGAAACAAGAAGAACUGAUUCAGUCUGCGGCAGAAUUAAUCAAAGACAGCAACUCGCAGGACACCUCAGCCGAUGCCUUUGGACGCUCAGUGAGCUUUCAGUUGAAAGAAUUACCAAAAGUUCAAAGAUGCAUAGCCGAAAAAAUAAUUGGAGAACUACUGUUCUACGCUAAAUUAGGAGAGCUUACUUUAGAUACUUCCAUAAACUUUAAAAAAAACAUACAUACUGCCACACAAUACUCCUACUACACCCACCCUUAUAGAAGCCAUAUUUAUCCGCAUCAUGCAUUCCCGUCCUCAACGUCUCCUCAAUAUUCACAAACAUCACAGUCACCUAAAUAUUCACACACAUCAUCUGAACAAUCGCAACCAUCACAGUCUCCUCAACAUUCAAUAAACUUAAAUAAAAACUUACAUACUGGCACACAAUCCUCAUACCACACUCACCCAUAUAGAAACCAUUUAUAUCAGCAACAUUCAUUACCGUCCUCACCAUCUCCUCAAUAUAUACAACAACCAUCCCCGUCUCCUCAAUAUUCACAACCAUCACCGUCCCCUCAAUACAUACAACAACCAUCCCCGUCUCCUCAGUAUUCACAACCAUCACCGGCACCGUCCCUCAACAAUCGACACCCUCUCUACCACAAACACCGGCAGAUUCGAUUACUCUUCAUUCAGCAGACACACAUUUGAGUCAAGUUUUAUUACCAGCUGACACUCUACUUGAGUUGACCCCAAGUGGGGAAACACAACAUAAUGAGCCAGACACUAGAGGAAGUGGUAAUAUGGAUGUUUUUAGGGGCACAGGAAAACAACUUCAAGAAUUCUUGAUUUUUAAAAAAUAAUUACCUAUGUAAAUGUGUACACACAUAUGUGGCAUUAUCUAUGAAAAGGGACCUAGAUUAUGAAUACACUAAUAACUCAAUACCGACAACAAGGUCCCUACUCGUGGAUAAUGCCACAUAUUUUGAUUUUAAAUAAAAAAUAGUAUGAAUUUUGACUUAUUAUUUAUAAAUACGUACCUUCAUAUAGUUUUUAAGCACUUUACAUAUUGCGUGACAGGUCUCUGGUAUUAUCUCAGACAACAGUUGCGAUGAUAUACUUGUACCAAAUUUGAGUUCGCUGAAUUCUCUCCCUGACGCGAGAUAUUUUAAGGUUGCUAGCAAUCUCUCUUCAGCUGUCACAGCUUUUCUCAUGACUGUAUCGGUUUUAGUUAUAUAUGGUUUCACAAGUUCAAGCAAUUCACUAAAUGAAUCGGAACUCAUUCGGAGAUAUAUACGAAAAUCGUCAUCAUCAAGGUCUCUCACAAGUCGCACAUGACUGUAUGACUCUCGGUUUUUUAAAUAGAAUUUUGCCCAUUGUUUUCUUUUUUUCCUCUGCUUUUUGAUAGGUGUAAUAGCUACGACGGAUGCCACAACUAACGCGAUUUUAGUUUGUUUGGAUAAAGUCGGAGGCAUGUCGACCUCACCGUUCCGUAGCACGAAAAGCACUGGA